This is a messenger RNA of Cheilinus undulatus (humphead wrasse), 5928 nucleotides long. Its product is annotated as glutamate receptor ionotropic, NMDA 2C-like. Lineage: Eukaryota; Metazoa; Chordata; Actinopteri; Labriformes; Labridae. Bases 473 to 4645 code for a protein of 1390 amino acids. Gene Ontology annotation, molecular function: transmitter-gated monoatomic ion channel activity involved in regulation of postsynaptic membrane potential; NMDA glutamate receptor activity. Gene Ontology annotation, biological process: long-term synaptic potentiation; synaptic transmission, glutamatergic; excitatory postsynaptic potential. The transcript has 16 exons. The record is from RefSeq and is a predicted model, not a curated record. Gene Ontology annotation, cellular component: NMDA selective glutamate receptor complex; postsynaptic membrane; postsynaptic density membrane.
CACUCCUCUCCUCAUCUGAGCAGCGGGGAGCCAGAGAGACAGAGAGCUACACAUCGCCUGGAUGCUCAUCUUCUGUCACCCUCCUUUUUCCCAGCACUUUCCUCUCUUCUUCACUCCCUUUUUGAUGUCCCGUCUUCACCUCCAGGACCACUUGUAAAUUUCUUCACCUUGGCAAAUGCAGAAAAAGAGAAAGUGAGGAGCUGGAUUUUUUUUGGGAGAGAUCACAUAUGCUCGCUGUCACGUUGUGAAGUCCUUCAGGGAAGUGUGCAGACAUCCAAAAGCUGCCACAGAGUCACUGAUAACUCACACACAGAGACUCGGUCUAAAUGCAUACUCCUACAGGUGCUGCGAGGGGAAGGAAGCAGGUGAAAAGUGGUUAAAAAAGGACGAAAGAGACACAUUUGGAGAAAUGAUGGAGCAGCAGGAGUUCAAGUUGGAUGACGGCAGAAAGCACAGGCCGUAGGUUGCCAACAUGGCCAUUCCCAGGGGACAUCCUCCUCCCUCCCCUUGGCCUCCUCUCCUCUUCCUCCUCCUCUUCCUCCUCCUGCUCAUCUCCUCCCCGCUGCCUCUGCAGGCCCGACCGCUCCUCCUCCACCCGUCCAUCAACGUGGCGGUGGUGUUCAGCGGUUCCAGCUACCGGAAUGAGGUCCGAGGUCGUCUCAGCGGGGAAAACUUUGUCGACCUGCCCAUAGUGGUCAGCCCGGUGACCGUGCUAGUAAAUGACACCAACCCCCGUGACCUGCUUACACACCUCUGUGAUACCAUGGCAACAGAGAAGCUGCAUGGCGUGGUGUUUGAGGAUGAUGUGGGCUCCGGCGCUGGUGCACAGGUGGCAGAAGUGGCACAGAUUCUGGACUUCCUCUCCACUCAGACAGCGCUGCCCAUCGUAGGCAUCAGUGGCGGCUCUGCAGUUGUCAUACCAUUCAAGGCUGAAGGAUCGUCCUUCCUACAGAUGGGAGCAUCUCUAGAGCAGCAGGUCAUUUGCAUGUUCAAGCUCAUGGAGGAGUACGAUUGGGGCGAGUUUGCAGUGAUCACCAGUUUGCUUCCAGGCUACGACACUUUUGUGGAUAUCGUUGAGUCCUACACAGAUACCUCAUAUUUCAUGUGGAAUUUUCAGGAUGUUUUGUCUCUGGAAAUGUCAGUUGGGGCGAAUGACGUAAAAACAAGGAGGUUGCUGCAGCAGGUGGACUCUCAGGUGCUUUUGGCGUAUUGUUCCUACGAAGAGGCCCAGUACUUGUUCCGUCAGGCAGCCGAAGUUGGUCUGCUGGGUCCGGGCUACAUCUGGAUCCUCCCCAGCUUGGCCGUGGGCAACCCUGACAGCCCUCCACCUGCCAGCUUCCCUGUUGGUGUUAUCGGAGUCAUCACGGACCAGUGGAGGAAGAGUUUGCGGCAGAGGGUGAGGGAGGGUGUUGCCAUUGUUGCUAAAGCAGCUGAGAGCUUCAAGAAGCAGUAUGGAUUUAUUCCUGAGGGACAUGGGGACUGCAACAAACCGUCUAAACACUCUGACAACAUCACUCUUUUCAGGCACAUGCUGAAUGUGACAUGGGAGAGACGAGAUCUGUCAUUCAACAACCAGGGCUUCCUGUCCAACCCAUCCAUGAUCAUCGUUGCUUUAGACCGGGAGAGACUCUGGGACAAGGUUGGUACCUAUGCUCGAGGGAUCCUCCAGGUUCGUUACCCGGUCUGGCCCCGCUAUGGCAACUUCUUAGAACAAGUAUCAGAUGACCGUCACCUGACCGUGGCCACGCUGGAGGAGCAUCCGUUCGUCAUGGUGGAGAAUGUGGAUCCGGGCACCGGCACGUGUGUGCGAAACACUGUGCCAUGCAGACGGCAGUCCAAUCAGACGGAGAGCAUCAUUGGCCACUCAGAGUCCUACACCAAACUCUGCUGCAAAGGCUUCUGCAUUGACAUCCUGAAGAAGCUUUCCCGCACCAUCAAGUUCUCCUACGACCUCUACCUGGUCACCAACGGGAAACAUGGAAAGCUGGUUGGGGGGAGGUGGAAUGGCAUGAUCGGGGAGGUUGUGUAUAGACGAGCCGAUAUGGCCAUCGGCUCUCUCACUAUCAAUGAGGAGCGCUCAGAAAUCAUCGACUUCUCUGUGCCGUUUGUAGAGACAGGCAUCAGCGUCAUGGUUGCCCGCAGCAAUGGGACUGUUUCCCCAUCUGCCUUUCUUGAGCCCUACAGCCCAGCAGUGUGGGUCAUGAUGUUUGUGAUGUGCCUGACUGUGGUGGCGGUGACAGUGUUUGUGUUUGAGUACUUCAGUCCAGUCGGCUACAACCGCAGCCUGGUCAGCGCUAAAUCUCCUGGUGGGCCCACGUUCACCAUCGGGAAGUCAGUGUGGCUGCUGUGGGGCAUCGUCUUCAACAACUCAGUCCCCAUUGAAAACCCAAAGGGGACGACUAGUAAGAUCAUGGUUCUUAUCUGGGCUUUCUUCGCUGUCAUCUUUCUGGCUUCUUACACUGCAAACCUGGCCGCCUUCAUGAUCCAGGAGCAAUACAUCGACACGGUGUCAGGGCUCUCUGACAAGAAGUUCCAGAAACCCCACGAGCAUUACCCCCCUUUCCGCUUUGGGACGGUCCCAAAUGGGAGCACAGAGAGGAACAUCCGCAGCAACUACCCGGACAUGCAUACACACAUGAUGAAAUACAACCAGAAGGGGGUGGAAGAAGCGCUAGAAAGCCUCAAACUCGGGAAGCUGGAUGCCUUCAUCUAUGAUGCUGCCGUUUUGAACUACAUGGCCGGGAAGGACGAGGGAUGCAAGCUGGUGACCAUCGGCAGCGGGAAAGUGUUUGCUACUACAGGAUAUGGCAUCGCUCUGCAGAAAGACUCCCGCUGGAAACGCCUCAUAGACCUCGCUCUGCUGCAAUUCCUUGGAGACGGGGACACCCAGCGGUUGGAGACAGUGUGGCUGUCGGGGAUCUGCCAGAAUGAGAAAAACGAAGUGAUGAGCAGUAAGCUGGAUAUUGACAACAUGGCGGGUGUCUUCUACAUGCUGCUGGUGGCGAUGGGCCUCAGCCUGCUGGUCUUUGCCUGGGAGCAUCUGCUGUACUGGAAGCUACGCCACUACGCCCACAAGUCCCACAAACUCGACUUCAUGUUGGCCAUCAGCAGGGGUAUUUACAGUUGCUUUAACGGAGUAGAAGACACUGGACAUAAAACUAAUUUAGCAAAACCUGAUCUGACCUCAAACUACGCUCAAGCCAACAUGCUUAAGAUGCUUCGCACUGCCAAGGACUUAGUCUCCACCGCCAAUGUCGAAAGCUCUCUGGACAAUGCUACCAAGACCAUAGAGCAGCUGAGUCGACACGGUGGCAGUUUACCUGUUCGGGUUCCGCAAGUAGAAACUGUUCCUGGAGGAUUCGCAUACAUCACAGAGAAUCACUGCACCCUCCCCCAGCGCUCCCUCACCCCUCCUCUGACUGCUGUUAAUUCUUUGAAACUGCAGCGAGGGAUGACCAGGCCAACACCACUGCGCUACACGCUACCAACUCACUCCUCCUCAUGUCUGUAUGAUCGGCAGCUUCCCGUGUCCAGUCUGAGCAGUCCUCACCUCGCUGUAAGUGAACCGCUUCCACAUCAGCACCCACAUAACUACCAGACCACCGGGAGGCUCUAUGUGGACACUCACUCGCCCUUCAUCCCUUACACUGACCUACAACUCCCUGACAUCUACCCAUCUCACCAAGUCUCCUCACCUCAGAACCCAAACGUCCAGGCAGGAUUCUCCAGGCGGAAAAGGAGGUCCAAGAGUUUCCAGUAUGAUGAGGGGGAUCCAGAGAGGAGGUCACAAAGAGAGCAGGACAAGAGUGACAGAAGCCCAGUCUUUCUGAGUGAGCUCAAAGCCAAUAAUCUCCAAGAAAACCACAUCUCCGCUCCAAGCGUUGAGAGCAUUUACCCUGGAGAUGGGGUGAGUCCUCGGGUAGAGAACUACGGUUCGUGGCCUCCUGAGGAUCUUGUGCUGCGAGGGAGACGCAGGCACCGCCGCCCCUCUUUUCUUAAAGCUACCUGGGGCAGCGAGCAGAUGCGCCAGCUCGAUGAAUCCCAGUCAUCCUUGUCUAGCCAGUCACCAUCCACCCUGCCAGACCUGUUCCCAUGCAUAGUUACACCAACCACAGCUACAAAGCCCUACAACCCAGCCCACCUCCGAAACAACCUGUGCCUCCCACGGAACCAGGCCUACCUCCACAUACGGGAGGACCAGAGGAGGCCCAAUGGGCGUAAGGGCCAGAGGCUGCGCUACUCCCACUCCACUCACCUCCCCACAUAUGGAGAAGCAGUGCGACAGGGGACUGGGUUGGGACGGGGGAUGGUACGUAGAGCCACAAGCUUGCUCAGCAGACAGUAUGCCCACUACCUGAACUCAUACCCUGGACUACCCUUCUACCACGGUCCCUUGGACCUGCAGCACCACAGUCAGGCCUCCAACAACCCAGUGUGCCAGCUGCUGGCCUGUGGUGGAGGGGGAUGUGGAAGUCAGCGGGCUUUGUUGUACCAGGACAGUGUUUAUGGGGCCUAUGGGGUCUAUCAGGGAUCCCAGACUGGAUCAGAGGCCCAGGCAGGUCAGGGAGCAGGGGUACAGCCAACAGGGAGCCCUUGUGUACUCCGUCCCUGGCGACGGGUGUCCAGCCUUGAGUCUGAGGUCUGACAGAAGCCAAAAGGACCUUGUAGGACAAAUACUGUGGUGUAAACAGAAAGAAGACUGACAGGGAUUCGUGGUUAAGUUAAGGAUAAGUUAUGACUUGAAGUGUUUGUGGAUUUUCUAUGUGACUUUGUGCGGUAAAGAUAAGAGGUUUUGGUCCGCCAACUUAGGACUUAUUUGAUGUACACUACAGCAAGAAAUUGAGACUGCACUGUUAUCCUCUGUUAAGCUGUGGAAAGCUGGAGUUGGCAGGUUUUACUCACUUGCUACUUUCCUACGACAACGCUUGUCUGUUUUCUGUGCUAUAAUUCUGCACAACGGUUUACAGCAGUCCACGGUGUUGCCACAUGGUUAAACUAUAACCAGGGUUUUCAUGCUGUGUUUGUCGUGUAUAUUUAAUUGUGGAUGGUCGGGAUUCAGUCUUGAGUGUCGUUGAAAAUGUUUACAGCUUGGGAGAAACAGUGAAGGAAUAUGGGAUUGUUUCCUUAAAUACAGCCACCAAAAAUAAGUAGCAACUGUAGCAAGAUUUGUAAAGACAGCUGUGACGUACACGUGAAGAGUUUAAUUCCAAAAUAAGGUAUUUAAUAUUGAAACACUUUGUCCCCAGACACAGAAGAGCAGCAGUUUUUUAGGAUGAAAUAAUCAUCUUGCGACAUCUGUUAAUGAUUUUCAGGUAUUUGCUUUAAAGAUUUACAAUGUUUUGGAGCUAAACCCUUCCAGUCUUGGUGAUUUAGUGAUGAGGAAGUAGAGACUUUCUGAAAGGAGUCCAUAUGAACACAAUCUGCAAAAUGAUGAAAGUAUUUGAACAGCACUGUCCAGCACAAGGUGUCUUAAUUCAUGGAUUCCUCCCCUGGUCUCAGUAUGAGGCCACAGUACAGCACAAACAUCACGCAGGGCCUCUCAUUAAAUCAAUUCUGCAUCUUAAUACUAUAUCAAUAUAAAGAAAAUGUGUUAUUUCAGGCUGGUUAGUGUCAUAUUCAUGUAUUCUGCAUAUGAUAGGAAUUUAUAGUCACUCUUAAAAUUUUCUAAUCACACUUCUGGCACAAUUUUUUUUUCUGUUAAGCUGUUGCGGAUUUAUUGAAAUAUGUGUUAUUACUCUAUAAACUCAGAAAGAUUGGCCUAUAUUCAGUUGGCCUAUUUAAAAUUUUCAUCACUUUCUCUUUUCCACUCUUUUAUAUUCCCUCCCCAUUCCUUCUAACUGUUAAAUGAUCAAAACUAAAUGAGGUAAUUGAAAGCUAUUCUAGUAUCUAUAUGACCUGACUCCCUCACCCUGUAAUGAAUCACUUAGA